Messenger RNA from Acanthosepion pharaonis, 1299 nucleotides. NCBI's taxonomy places the organism in Eukaryota, Metazoa, Mollusca, Cephalopoda, Sepiida, Sepiidae. The record is from the annotation of a GenBank genome assembly.
AUGAGGAUUAGAACUUACCCAUUAGUGUUCAUAGAUACGCUGUUUAACAAUUUCUUUCUUUCCUUCUUUCUUUCUUUCUUUCUACGUGCCAUUCUUUUUCUUUCUUUCCUUCUUUCGAUUAUUUUCCUCUUCUUUUUUCUUCACGUCUUUCUUUCUUUCUUUCUUUCUUUCUUUCUUUCUACGUGCCAUUCUUUUUCUUUCUUUCCUUCUUUCGAUUAUUUUCCUCUUUUUUUUUUCUUCACGUCUUUUUUUUUUUUUUUUCUUUCUUUUUUCUUUUACGUGCCAUUUUUUUUCUUUCUUUCCUUCUUUCGAUUAUUUUCCUCUUUUUUUUUUCUUCACGUCUUUCUUUUUCUUUCUUUCUUUCUUUUUCUUUCUUUCUUUCUACGUGCCAUUCUUUUUCUUUCUUUCCUUCUUUCGAUUAUUUUCCUCUUCUUUUUUCUUCACGUCUUUCUUUCUUUCUUUCUUUCUACGUGCCAUUCUUUUUCUUUCUUUCCUUCUUUCGAUUAUUUUCCUCUUCUUUUUUCUUCACGUCUUUCUUUCUUUUUUCUUUCUUUCUUUCUUUCUUUCUACGUGCCAUUCUUUUUCUUUCUUUCCUUCUUUCGAUUAUUUUCCUCUUCUUUUUUCUUCACAUCUUUCUUUCUUUCUUUCUUUCUACGUGCCAUUCUUUUUCUUUCUUUCCUUCUUUCGAUUAUUUUUUUUCUUUUUCUUUUUUCUUCAUCUUUCUUUCUUUCUUUCUUUCUUUCUUUCUACGUGCCAUUCUUUUUCUUUUCUUUCCUUCUUUCGAUUAUUUUCCUCUCUUUUUUUUUCACGUCUUUCUUUUUUUUUUCUUUCUUUCUUUCUUUCUUUUUUUCUACGUGCCAUUCUUUUUCUUUCUUUCCUUCUUUCGAUUAUUUUCCUCUUCUUUUUCUUCUUCUUUCUUUCUUUCUUUCUUUCUUUCUUUUCUACGUGCCAUUCUUUUUCUUUUCUUUCCUUCUUUCGAUUAUUUUUCUUCUUUUUUCUUCACGUUUUUCUUUCUUUCUUUCUUUCUUUCUACGUGCCAUUCUUUUUCUUUCUUUCCUUCUUUCGAUUAUUUUCCUCUUUUUUUUUCUUCUUUCUUUCUUUCUUUCUUUCUUUCUUUCUUUCUUUCUUUCUUUCUUUCUUUCUUUCUAUUCCUUUCCUCUUUCUUUUUUCUCCACGUCAUUCUCUUCUUUCUUUCAAUUCUUUCGAUUCCUUUCCUCUUUCCUUCUUUUUCUACGCGUCAUUCUUUCUUUCUUUCUUUCUUUCUUUCUUUCUUUCUUUCUUUCUUUCUUUCUGUUGUAA